AUGGCUUCUCUAAUCUCAAAACUCGGAUCGGCUGUUGGUCUCACCUCAUCCACCCCAAAUGUCGAUAGCGAUCAGCUUCCACCUGCCGACUGUGUAGUGAGCGACUGCAACGCUUGUCCAAAUCCAUGCGACGAUCAUAGACCUUAUCCUCACAUGGAGAUCGAUACCGAGACGCCCUUGCUGGGGUCCAUGAAACCAUAUGGUCGACACAUUAUGAUCAGCACAGGACAAACUGAUUGGGCAUCACAUAUUGAAGACGACAAGGGCACUCUUGCAGCAGAGCUUAACGUGAUCGUUAAUGAUCAAUUUAAGCAAGAUUGGCGUAAUUUCAUCACCAACACCUCCAUGUUUACUCAAUAUUCAACCAUCCCAAAUGCACACGACGUGAUCAUCUUACCAGACAAUAUCCUUGUCACCAACGUCACUCCUGAUCGUGCUCAAGAGUUUUAUGACGACUUCCUCAAUCAACCAUUACCUGCAUCACCUAAUGAACCACUCAAGGUCUCCGAAUCAAUGAAAGUACAAAAGAAUCCAUACGCUUCCAUGAUCUUGAUUUGCUCCCACAAGAAAAGAGAUCGACGAUGUGGUGUCGUAGCCCCUAUCCUGGCAGCAGAAUUUGAUAACGUAUUGCGCGAAAAGGAUAUCUCAGAGGAUGAUGUGGCUAUAUUCAUGGUGAGCCACGUGGGAGGUCACAAAUUUGCUGGCAACAUCAUUUGUUAUAUCCAUGAAGGAAGGACAGGCAUCUGGUAUGGUCGAGUCAACACUUGUCAUUGCAAGCCAAUCAUCGAGGAAACCAUGUGUGAGGGGAAGGUCAUCAAAGAUCUGUAUCGUGGAGCCAUGAGCCACAGCUUUGUCCAGUCGAAAUCUGAUAGAGUCAAAUGGUAA
Molecule: messenger RNA, 885 nt
Organism: Lichtheimia ornata
Lineage: Eukaryota; Fungi; Mucoromycota; Mucoromycetes; Mucorales; Lichtheimiaceae
Exons: 2
Coding region: 1-885 (294 amino acids)
Source: RefSeq, a predicted model, not a curated record